This is a messenger RNA of Acanthosepion pharaonis, 759 nucleotides long. The record is from the annotation of a GenBank genome assembly. Lineage: Eukaryota; Metazoa; Mollusca; Cephalopoda; Sepiida; Sepiidae.
AUGUUUAUCUAUCUAUCUAUCUAUCUAUCUAUCUAUCUAUCUAUCUAUCUAUCUAUAACAGACAUUCAUUUGUCUCUCUCCCUCUCUCUCUCUCUGCCUAGUGAACGUAAUGUAUCCUCAGUCAGUACAUGUUUAUCUAUCUAUCUAUCUAUCUAUCUAUCUAUCUAUCUAUCUAUCUAUCUAUCUAUCUAUAACAGACAUUCAUUUGUCUCUCUCCCUCUCUCUCUCUCUCUGCCUAGUGAACGUAAUGUAUCCUCAGUCAGUCCAUGUUUAUCUAUCUAUCUAUCUAUCUAUCUAUCUAUCUAUCUAUCUAGACAUUCUUUGUCUCUCUCUCUCUCUCUCUCUUCAUUUGUCUCCUCUCAGUCUCUUAUCUAUCUAUCUCUAUCUAUCUAUCUAUCUAUCUAUCUAUCUAUCAGACAUUCAUUUGUCUCUCUCCUCUCUCUCUCUCUCUGCCUAGUCUAUCUAUCUCAUCUCCAUUUUAUCUUCUAUCUAUCUAUCUAUCUAUCUAUCUAUCUAUCUAUAACAGACAUUCAUUUGUCUCUCUCCCUCUCUCUCUCUCUCUGCCGAGUGAACGUAAUGUAUCCUCAGUCAGUCCAUGUUUAUCUAUCUAUCUAUCUAUCUAUCUAUCUAUCUAUCUAUCUAUCUAUAACAGACAUUCAUUUGUCUCUCUCCCUCUCUCUCUCUCUCUGCCGAGUGAACGUAAUGUAUCCUCAGUCAGUCCAUGUUUAUCUAUCUAUCUAUCUAUCUAUCUAUCUAUAA